Messenger RNA from Durotheca rogersii, 724 nucleotides. RefSeq lists its product as uncharacterized. Lineage: Eukaryota; Fungi; Ascomycota; Sordariomycetes; Xylariales; Xylariaceae. The record is from RefSeq and is a predicted model, not a curated record. Bases 278 to 535 code for a protein of 85 amino acids. The transcript has a single exon.
GUGAAUAGCGGGACGUCACAAUGUAUGGGAGUGGGUCAGGUGUCUCCUAGGCUGCUCUUUGCCGGAGCAACUUUGCGAGUAACCAAAUCACACUUCACCACGAUACAGUCGUUGCUCAAUCUACCUAUCAAAGGGACCCUUAUUCAAUAUCGUCAAAGACUACCGGGGUGGAAUAUAGAAGUGUAAGUAAUUUAUACCCGACAAUGCAUGCCCAGGAGCUCGCUGAGACUGUCGUGCUAGGACAUCCUUAUCUAUACCGACACGACACCGGCUGAAGAUGGCACCGAUAUCCCCAUAUACCACCUACGACCCACAGGUCGCUGCCGCGAUGGAAGCGUCGGCCUCUUGUAAAAUAAAGGUUGUGUCUAGUAUCGUCGGGCUGAUGUGUCUCUGCUGGGCACUUUUGGGUGCAUUCUUCCUCUACCACUUCCUCAAGCCCCUGGAGGAGGUCGGCACGGAGGCAGCGGUUGGACUACCGGCGUCCGGAGAAGGCGGCGAGAAACGCUGGUGGGUUGACGACUACGACGCGACAUAGGACCAGCAUCCUCGGUAGCCCGAGGAGGGAGACUUUAUCAUCAACCUUCUGAGAGGAUGAGCGACGCGGUUAUCUGAGUUAUCUAUCGAAAUCUUGAAGGGCAAAGGAGUGCUGUCCCCGACAACUCACUGAUUUCCAAAGCAAACUUCCGUUAGAUCCUCAACAAACCAUCUCAUAUGUGAAAUCUUC